AUGAAGAGCCAUCUGGUUUUGGACUGGAAGUGUAUAAAAGCUGUUCUGUGUCGAGACAAGACCACCACUCUCACUAUGAAGACUUUGUUGGUACUACUUGCGCUCUCCUUUGUUGCCACAUGUUGGUCGCGACCCCCUCAGGGGGAAGGCGAGGGCCCACCUCCACCAACUGGCUGUCCUCCCCCUCCUGAGGGUAUGGGAGAAUCCCGACCACGCAGGCAAGCACAACAACAAGGCCCCGAAGGUCAGAAAGGCGAAGGCUCCGAAGGCCCCGAAGGUCAGGGAGGUGAAGGCUCCGAAGGUCCCGAAGGUCAGAGAGGUGAAGGCUCCGAAGGUCCCGAAGGUCAGAGAGGUGAAGGCUCCGAAGGCCCCGAAGGUCAGAGAGGUGAAGGUUCUGAAGGCCCCGAAGGUCAGAGAGGUGAAGGUUCUGAAGGCCCCGAAGGUCAGAGAGGUGAAGGCUCCGAAGGCCCCGAAGGUCAGAGAGGUGAAGGCUCCGAAGGUCCCGAAGGUCAGAGAGGCGAAGGCUCCGAAGGCCCCGAAGGUCAGAGAGGCGAAGGCCCCGAAGGUCAGAGAGGCGAAGGCUCCGAAGGUCAGAGGAGUGAAGGCUCCGAAGGUCAGAAAGGCGAAGGUUCCGAAGGUCAGAAAGGUGAAAGAUCCGAAGGUCAGAGAGGCGAAGGCGGCAAAGGCCCCGAAGGGCAAAAGGAACAAGGAUCUGAUGGUUCCGAAGAAAGGCCGGGAAGACCACCUCAACGAAGACGAUGAUUCCUGUGAAAGAAAUAAAACAUAUAUAUACUGAA
This is a messenger RNA of Haliotis rubra (blacklip abalone), 797 nucleotides long. RefSeq names its product S-antigen protein-like. The record is from RefSeq and is a predicted model, not a curated record. NCBI's taxonomy places the organism in Eukaryota, Metazoa, Mollusca, Gastropoda, Lepetellida, Haliotidae. Bases 1 to 762 code for a protein of 253 amino acids. The transcript has 3 exons.